UGGUGGCGGGUGCCGGCCCCAUGGCCCACGAGCUGCAGCACCCCGAGUUCGCGCGCGCAGGCCAGCGGGCCGGGCUGCAGGUCUGGAGGGUGGAGCAGCUGCAGCUGGUGCCGGUGCCCGAGGGCGCCUACGGCGACUUCUACGUCGGGGAUGCCUACCUGGUGCUGCACACGGCCCAGGCCAGCAGGGGCUUCGUCUACCGCCUGCACUUCUGGCUGGGGAAGGAAUGCUCCCAGGAUGAAAGCACAGCGGCCGCCAUCUUCACAGUCCAGAUGGACGACUACUUGGGAGGAAAGCCAGUGCAAAGCAGAGAACUUCAAGGCUAUGAGUCCACUGAUUUUGUGGGCUAUUUCAAAGGAGGUUUGAAGUACAAGGCUGGAGGUGUGGCAUCGGGACUAAAUCAUGUUGUCACCAAUGACCUGACGGCCGAGAGGCUCCUGCACGUGAAGGGUCGGAGGGUGGUCAGGGCCACCGAAGUGCCCCUCAGCUGGACCAGUUUCAACAAGGGCGACUGCUUCAUUGUAGACCUUGGCACUGAAAUUUACCAGUGGUGUGGCUCCUCGUGCAACAAAUACGAGCGUCUGAAGGCAAGCCAGGUUGCCAUUGGCAUUCGGGACAACGAAAGGAAGGGAAGGUCUCAGCUGACUGUGGUGGAAGAAGGAAGUGAGCCCGAGGAGCUUCUGAAGGUUUUAGGGGAAAAGCCGGAACUUCCGGAUGGCGACAACGAUGAGGAUGACAUCGCGGACAUCACCAACAGGAAGAUGGCAAAGCUCUACAUGGUUUCAGAUGCAAGCGGGUCCAUGCAGGUGACGGUGGUGGCGGAGGAAAACCCCUUCUCCAUGGCAAUGCUGCUUUCAGAAGAGUGUUUCAUCUUGGACCACGGUGCUGCAAAAGAAAUUUUCGUUUGGAAAGGCAAAGAUGCUAAUCCACAGGAGAGAAAGACUGCAAUGAAGACUGCCGAGGAAUUUCUACAGCAAAUGAAUUAUUCAGCCAAUACCCAAAUUCAGGUUCUGCCAGAAGGAGGUGAAACGCCAAUCUUCAAACAGUUUUUCAAGGACUGGAGAGAUAAAGAUCAGAGCGAAGGCUUUGGGAAAGUGUACAUCACUGAGAAGGUGGCUCAAAUACAACAGAUCCCAUUUGAUGCCUCAAAACUCCACACUUCUCCACAGAUGGCAGCUCAGCACAACAUGGUGGAUGAUGGCUCUGGCAAUGUAGAGAUUUGGCGUGUGGAAAACAACGGGAGGGUCCAGAUUGACCCAAACUCCUAUGGAGAGUUCUACGGCGGUGACUGCUACAUUAUCCUCUACACUUAUCCCCGGGGACAAAUUAUCUACACAUGGCAAGGAGCGAAUGCCACAAGAGAUGAGCUGACAACCUCUGCAUUCCUGACUGUGCAGUUGGAUCGGUCCCUUGGAGGAGAGCCUGUGCAGGUCCGGGUCUCCCAAGGCAAAGAGCCUGCUCACCUGCUCAGUUUGUUUAAAGAAAAGCCGCUCAUUAUCUACAAGAACGGGACAUCCAAGGAAGGCGGCCAGGCACCUGCUCCCCCCACGCGCCUCUUUCAAGUGCGGAGGAACCUGGCCUCCAUCACCAGGAUUGUGGAGGUUGAUGUGGAUGCAGGUUCGUUGAAUUCCAAUGAUGCUUUUGUUCUGAAGCUGCCAAACGACAGUGGCUACAUCUGGGUAGGAAGAGGCUCCAGCCAGGAGGAGGAGAGUGGAGCCGAGUACGUGGCAGACGUGCUCAAGUGCAGAACUGAGAGGAUCCAGGAAGGCGAGGAGCCAGAGGAGUUCUGGAACUCCCUUGGGGGGAGAAAAGAGUACCAGACCUCACCACUGCUGGAAACGCAAGUUGAAGACCAUCCACCUCGGCUCUACGGCUGCUCCAACAAGACAGGAAGAUUCAUUAUUGAAGAGGUUCCAGGCGAGUUCACCCAGGAUGACCUGGCAGAAGAUGAUGUCAUGCUACUUGAUGCUUGGGAACAGAUAUUUAUUUGGAUUGGAAAAGAUGCCAAUGAAGUUGAGAAAUCUGAAUCCCUGAAGUCUGCCAAAACAUACCUUGAAACAGACCCUUCUGGAAGAGACAAGAGGACACCAAUUGUCAUUGUAAAACAGGGCCAUGAGCCACCUACAUUCACAGGCUGGUUCCUAGGCUGGGAUUCCAGCAGGUGGUAAACUAAGUUUCAUUAAAAAAAAAAAAAAAAAAAUCAGGCCACACUGGGACAGUUGUCCCCUUAGUGUUUGGGGGCUUGUUUACUUCUUGCUUUUCUGGCUUUAUAAAAUUAACCUCAGCCCAAUGGCUAUUUUUCUUUAAUGCCAAAUAUUGGUCAGAAAUUCUUUUUUGAGAAGGAAUUUCCUUAUGUUACUCUGCUUAUUGUAGUCAGCUUCACAUUGCUGAGAUGAACCUCCAGACCAGACACAAUUUAUGGGAGGAAGGGAUUUAUUUCAGGCUUACUGACCCACGGGAAUUUCCAUAAUGGCAGAGAAAGCUUGCUCCCUUUCACAGAGCCACUGAGCGAGAGAAGAAACCACCAGCAACACCACCAAAAGCAAGCACCCUCGGACAACCACAGGCAGAGCUCAAGCACUCUGCACACCUUGAGGCUAGAAUUCUGACCCGCCCCAUAAAACCUUAGGACUAGACCCUAAGAUCUGCCCACAGUGACAGGUCUUCUAGCCCGGAGGAUAGCGAUUCAAGUUAUAGCUUUAAUAAAACAUUGGAGUCUAUUGGGGGACAAAGAUUCAAACUACCACAAAGCUGAAAGAACCUAAACUUUUGUUGUGGAUCAAUAUUAGCUAUCCUGGAAAAGGACAUACUCCUUUGUGCAUGGCCUUCUCAAAGUAGAAGACCAUAGUGUCUGGGGAAUUUGUGUGCAGAAAGGAUUGUUAGAAAUGAGCAACCACUAGCCAAACUCAUUAUGCAGUCUGCCAGAGAGGAAAGCCAUGAUGCUUUGGAGUCUUCUCUCUCAUCUGUGUUGUGUCUCCAAAGAACUAUGUGCUCACUGUGAGGUUCCUGUUAUAUGAGUCCACGUGACUUUGAUGCCAUUUAUUCUGAGGGCUAUUUUCUAAGAGGAAUUUCUUUUACCUUUAUGCGAACUUUUUAAAAUCACAACUCUUUCCUGAGAAGUCAAAUUAUAUUCUUACCAGUCUAGCUUUGAACACUUGACUGGACAGUUUGAAUAUUAUAAAAGAUAAACUUUGCAAAUGCUUUCUUUCAUUAUUAAAGUAUAUCUCUUUUUGAAAA
Molecule: messenger RNA, 3237 nt
Organism: Jaculus jaculus (lesser Egyptian jerboa)
Lineage: Eukaryota; Metazoa; Chordata; Mammalia; Rodentia; Dipodidae
Gene: Scin
Product: scinderin
Exons: 16
Coding region: 21-2168 (715 amino acids)
Biological process (GO): actin filament severing; actin polymerization or depolymerization; barbed-end actin filament capping
Cellular component (GO): actin cytoskeleton; cytoplasm
Molecular function (GO): actin filament binding; phosphatidylinositol-4,5-bisphosphate binding
Source: RefSeq, a predicted model, not a curated record